This is a messenger RNA of Sebastes umbrosus (honeycomb rockfish), 1597 nucleotides long. It is a transcript of the gene bhlha9, whose product is annotated as basic helix-loop-helix family, member a9. Bases 237 to 1082 code for a protein of 281 amino acids. Lineage: Eukaryota; Metazoa; Chordata; Actinopteri; Perciformes; Sebastidae. Gene Ontology annotation, biological process: regulation of transcription by RNA polymerase II; developmental process. Gene Ontology annotation, molecular function: DNA-binding transcription factor activity, RNA polymerase II-specific; RNA polymerase II transcription regulatory region sequence-specific DNA binding; protein dimerization activity. The transcript has a single exon. The record is from RefSeq and is a predicted model, not a curated record.
UACCAUGUGACUUCAAGAGCUUUAAAAAACAGGCCAACCUGUCCUGUUGAGGUUGUCGGAGUAAUCACAAGGCAGCGAGGAGUCAGAGGAGGAGGAGGAUACCUGGGCUGUCGGAGCAGCAGCAGAUACCGGCAGCCCCGCUGAACACGGCAUUCUGGGUUCAGACUCUUCACUACGGCUACGAUACGAGGAAGAAGACUUCACUCUCACUCGCCCGGCGUCCAGGUACUGACACCAUGAGCUGCAGCAGCGCUGCAGGAUCAGAGUUCUCUGAGGAAGAGCUGGAGCUCGGCGUGCUGGGUCAAGAGGAGGACGAGGGAAGUCACAGCGAGAGCUCCGCCAGCAGCCCCAGCGACCCCGAGGAAGGCCAGACCAAGAAGCGCAAUCGGCCCGUCCGCUCCAAAGCUCGAAGAAUGGCCGCCAACGUCCGCGAGCGAAAGCGCAUCAUGGACUACAACCAGGCCUUCAACGCCCUGCGUGUUACCCUGAACCACGACCUCAGCGGCAAACGGCUCUCCAAGAUCGCCACGCUACAGAGGGCCAUCAACCGCAUCUCUGCUCUCUCGGUGUUCCUGAGCUCCAACCCCCCCAGCAAGCCGUGCGCCCACCGGGAGUGCACCAGGUCGUCCGUGGGGCCGGCCGCCAUGGGGGCAUCUCGCCUGGAGCAGACCAGGGUGCCGGUUCCUCGUCUGGAGCACCAGAGCUAUGUCCCCUGGCAGUACCAGAUGCAGCCACAGCAGGGGCCUCACGUGCACAGGCUGCCCACAGAGCCUCACGUCUACAUGGAUAACACGGCGUCAUCGUGCCCCCCGUCGCCACACUACCCUUGUUACCCCACCGAGGGACAGCUUUACGCCUCGUAUGGACACUGCGGCAGCCCCCGAGACCAUCCGCCCAGCCCGCUGCGGUACCCCCAUCAGGUGGGCGAGGGGUUGGGCUACCAGCCGGGCGUGUGGGCCUCCUGCACUCAGAAAUACAUGGACACCUUUGUGGAGCCUUCUCCAGCUCUGGGGCUUCCCUGGCAGGUGAGCUACCUGCAGGAGCCGGAGCACAGCCUCUCUCUGGGCUCCGACGUACUGUAACCACGCAGCGACGUAACCACGUAACCACGUAGCGACGUCCACCACCGUGAGCCCUGAAGACUGCUGAUACCACCGGAGGACUGUUGACUGACCUCAGGGACAAAAAGGUUUUUAUGUUGUGCUGUUGAAUCAGCAUUAGUCUCAGUAUUACAGUCUGUUAUUUCAGAGCAGAGUCGGCGUAAAGCAUCACCAGAUGUGAACGACAGCGUGACGACAAUCAAGACUGCAGAACGUCGUAUACGUUUCAAAAUGUUCAAUAUAAAGAAUGUGUCGCUGCCGGAGAGAAUGUGUUCUACAGAAGCUGAAAUAUGUGACAUGAUGUGACAUUACUAAAGAUGUGAUAUGAUAAAGAACGUAAGAGCAUAAAGAGCCUUUAGACAGAUCACAUCCUGUACCAGCUACACUCUACUGGACCCAAAGUUCAACAUGUGUUCAUAUUUAUUAUUCUCUGUAUUCCAUAAAGAGUCGCGGCUGUUUGUAGAGUUGUUUGUAAAGUUGUUUGUAAAGUUGUUUGU